AUGUACGGGCUUUUCAGAAACAGCCAAACUCCCUGCCAGCAGCCCUUGGCCCGCCUUUUGUGCUGCUUCAUUUUCGUCGUUUGUUUCCGCAACUAUGCAAGUUCCGCUCAAGAAGCGUCACCGACAGCCGGAGCACCAUCCGAUGAGUCAACAAAGGUGGAGAAUUCAUCGUCUGAUCCACACGUGGACAGCGUGGGCGCACCUUCUUACAUUAUCGCAACGACCAGCACGAGUGGACUUUUGAGCAGAACAGAUCUCAAGAGCACGACUAAUGAUGGAUUUCUCGAUCGUUUUCACGUUAUCAGGCCGGUAGUCAGAGUCCCUAAUAUGGCCUUGGUCGAAGACCCCACUGGUGUGGCUGAGGGGAAUUCCCUUCUACAGUCUAUCAUCUUCCAAUUCGAAAGCGCCUCCGUCCGCGUGGAGAAAGUCCACGAAUUCGCUGGGCGGCACCUCCUUACUCUGGCAUUUCCUCGCGCAGUGUCGUUCGCGAGGAGCUCUGAAUCCCCUUUUACAAUCUUUGCUGAAUCGAUAACCAGUGAUUCCAUGGAUCCUUCGGGAUGGGAUAAGAGAAGCCAGGCUUAUUUGGUUUGCAUGACGACGCGUCAGUUCCCAACGAUGUGGCCGGAGGGGGCUACCAUCAGAUACCCAGCUGUGAGGCAAUUUCCGAGGUUUACGACGGUCUAUGUUAGACUCGAGGGGCUUUUUGUCGGCUGCGAUGUUGAAGAAUUCAGGAAAGGUCCGUGGGAUAAACGCGUUAAAGUCACGGAUUUGAUCCCUCUAUCUACCGGGCAACACGACGGCGCGAAUUCAUACGCACUGCUUCUUACUCUCUCUGUCACUGUCCCAUGGCUCGCCGAAAGGCAGUCGCUGGCCUCCGAGACGCAAGGUGACUCAAACAGUGGGGAAGUAGACUUCGACAUGGAAAUUUUCGAGCAGGAGGAGGACAACCUUCAGGUUGAGAAGUUUUUGUUUGAAGUGGAUGUAGACGUUAGACAACCGUACCAUUUAGCGGUAGUGGCGGGGAUGCUUCGUGAAACGGUGUGUGUCCUUUCGCGAGAAGAGAACACGGAGAAGAUUCACUUCAACUGCCCAAUUUUCGAUCGGCUAGAGGAAAAACUAAAACUUUUCGAGGAACACCGGCUCAAUAUACGGAAACGAGGUAAUCAAUUUGCCACUGCCGCAUGGGUUUCCACAGCGGUAGCAGCUGUAGGCAUUGGUAGCAUGAUUUGGGGAUCAAGGCAGCCCCGGAAACUCCGAAGGGCACUGGAUAAUUCUCUUCCACAACUACUCGAAUACCAGUUCAAGCUCAAGCAGAAAUCUGCUCUAAGUGACAUAAUUCGUAUGGCACGUCCAUCUAACAUGGUUGGCAUUUGGAAGGUAAGGCAGCGAAACCCACGGGCGACAGCUGGAGGCCUUGCGGAAGGUAUUGGUUUCUGGGCAUUUCUUUCCGGACUUGUAGGAGAGGCAGCCACUUUCAUUGGGAGGAUGAAGACAGUGGAUAUCGAGGAGCAAGCAAAUAACAAAAGGAGGGCGAAUCUUUGGAAGCGAAUCGAGAGUGCCGCCGCCUCGGCUAUUGAGCAGUUCCGCAGAAGCACCGUGUCGAAGUUACGAGUUUUAUUUAUUGUUGCGGAUGAUUCUGCGUGA
Neospora caninum is the source of this 1644-nucleotide messenger RNA. RefSeq lists its product as hypothetical. The coding region runs from base 1 to 1644 and encodes 547 amino acids. The record is from RefSeq and is a predicted model, not a curated record. The transcript has 4 exons. Lineage: Eukaryota; Apicomplexa; Conoidasida; Eucoccidiorida; Sarcocystidae.